Messenger RNA from Lutra lutra (Eurasian river otter), 1223 nucleotides. RefSeq lists its product as uncharacterized. Bases 21 to 1052 code for a protein of 343 amino acids. The transcript is spliced from 2 exons. Lineage: Eukaryota; Metazoa; Chordata; Mammalia; Carnivora; Mustelidae. The record is from RefSeq and is a predicted model, not a curated record.
UGCUCUCAACAUGGUCCACGAUGCCUGAGGCACUCAGACAUCCGACUUUCUCAUGUCCAACUGCUCCUAACGCGUCAAGGCUGCUAAUCCCAGCCAGACAGGGCACCAGUCCCGGCACGAACCACACAGGACACCUUGGACAGCUGUACAUGCGAGCGUCUCAGGGGCCAGGGGCCAGACUUGGACUGGGCAGGUGCAGCCCUGAUCUGAGGCACCUGCGGCAUGGAGGAGCUAUGUGCGGCAUGGAGGAGCUAUGUCACAUCAGGUCAGAAGAUGAAAACCAGGCCACCCACAUCCAGCCUGACGUGGCCGAGAACCACACGGUGCUCCAGCUGCUCCCACAGACUCCGUCCCCAGGCCUCCAAACCCAGAAGCCCACAUGUGGGAGCAGGCCCCAGCCCCCUGUCCCUUCCCCUGGACACUCCCCCCAAGCCUGGCUCUCUCCCCAGGGCGCAGAGAAGUCCUAUCAUAAGGUCAUCUGGUCACCACUCCAGGCAGGCGUGUUCCCACAGGAGGGGCUGGUGCAGCGACCCGGCAGUCACGGGAGCAGGGUGCCCCGCACCCACACCGCCAGCGCACGACCUCUGGGCCGAGCUCUGCACCCCGGGGUCUCCAGCCCUGUGGGAAAGAACUCAGCCACACAAAGCUCGUCCCCUUUGACCCGCAUCAUUCUUGGGCCUCUAUCGAAAGGAUCCAAAAGAGGGAAAAGGGAAAGAUGCCAUGUACACAAAAACGUCGGUUCAUCUGCUCAGCAAAUAUGUACCGAGUGCCUGACUUGGACCGAGUGCCGUCCCAGCCGGGGACGCAGAACUGGGUGGGACUGGCGGAUUCCUGCCUCAGCCACACCCAGGGAGCCACGGCUUCCUUCACAACAGAGAUCAACAGCUAGAGGCGGACUCCCCAUCACAGCCGGAACACGAAAGGCCUGGCCUCGGAGACAGAAACCCUCGUAUGGGACGGAAACUUCCCCAAAUCCCGGUCCGCGUUCUAGAGGAGCUCAUCAAGACACAGCAAGGAGACCACAAACUCAUCUGAAGUUCACCCCUAAGUGAUCCUGGACAAAACCAGGGGGGCGUGGGGCUCUGCCCUUCUUGGCACGGAAGCCUGUGAGGAAUGCGCCGCAGGGCCCAGCGGGCGAGCCCCGAGUCCGACGCAGAGCUGAGCUGUAGCCAAGCAGAUUUCUGCAGAAUUUCGAAGGUGGCCUGGGGGUCUGACUCUGGCCC